AUGGCUCCCCGUGAAGCGUCUGACGGCAACGCGCACAAGAACGAAAUGACCUCAGACGCAACGACGCGAGCAGACGAAGACAAUGACAUGGUCCAUGCUCGGGCAGAUAUUGAGAUAUUAGACAAACAAUCGAAGGCCCGAAGUGAGAUCACCACGACCAUCGAACGGACCCCAACAAAUGACCGACCAUAUUCAUCAUUCACACCUCGACAAAAGGCCAUCAUUGUCCUGGUUGCCACACUCGGAGGGAGCUUCAGCCCGUUCAGCACUUUCAUCUACUUCCCUGCCAUUGACACCAUCAGCCAUGCCCUGGGUGUGACCGUCUCUGAUGUCAAUUUGACCAUUACUACGUACAUGAUCUUCCAAGGCAUCUCGCCGUCCCUUACCUCGGCCAUUGCGGACGACUAUGGCCGCCGACCAGCAUACAUGAUGGGGUUUACCGUUUACCUAGCUGCCAACCUUGGCCUAGCGCUCAACAAAUCCUACGCUGGCCUCCUGGUACUGAGAUGCCUUCAAAGUGCUGGAAGUUCUGGGCUAGUGACCCUGAUGCAAGGCACCAUCGCAGACAUUGUCACCAGCGCCGAAAGAGGCAAGUAUAUUGCUAUUACCAGCCUCGCGGGCAUCUUAGCGCCGAGUUUGGCGCCUAUUAUAGGCGGUGUCCUGGCCCAGAAUUUGGGAUGGCAUUCGGUAUUCUGGUUCUUGCUGAUCCUAGGUGGGGUGUAUUUCGUGCCAUUGGCGCUCUUCUUUCCCGAGACCUGCAGAUCGGUAGUUGGAGAUGGCUCGAUCGAACCGCCGAAGUGGAACAGAUGCCUAACGAAUUUGUCGAAACAGCAGAAGAAGAAAACAGGCCAAGAAGAUACGUUUGAGCAAGACGCCACUCCAAAAGACGAGACAGAGAAGGAGAAGGCUAAUAUCCGAAAGCGCAAAUGGGACGUCCUUGCCUCCCUAACCAUUGUCAGUGAUCCAGAGACGGCAAUCUUGCUCUUGUACACGAGUAUCAUAUACGCAGGCUUCUACGUCAUCUCCACCAGUCUCACGGUACAAUUCCACAGUAUCUACGGCCUGAGCAGUACGCUGCAAGGAUUGCUCUUCAUCCCUCAGGUUGUAGGGACCGUCUUAGCAACGGUAACUAAUACGAGGCUUCUCGAUAGAAAUUUCAAGAGACAUGCACUCAAAGCUGGAUUGGAAGUUGACCGCAGGAAACAAGGCGAUUUGACCAAGAUGCCGAUCGAGCGAGCCAGAUUGGGGAUCGGAAUGCCCUUCUUCGCCUUCGGGGGCAUUUUCACCAUCGUCUAUGGAUGGCUUUUGGAACGGCGAGUCAGCAUAGCAGGGCCAAUCAUCAUGCUUGGUGCGAUAGGGUACACCACGAUGGUCGGGUUUAACACCCUCAGCGUCCUGAUCAUUGACCUGCACCGGAAAAGGGCCGCGACGGCCAGCGCAGCAUCGAAUCUUGUCCGGUGCCUCUUGGGUGCGGGCGCCAGCGCAGUGGCGAAUCCAAUGAUUGAGGCGAUGGGAAACGGCUGGACUCUCACGCUGGUUGGGUUGGUCGAGUUGGCUACACUGCCGCUGUUGGUGGUGAUGAUCAAAGUCGGGAUGAAAUGGAGGGCGAAGAAGCGGGAAGAGGAAGAGAGAAAGAUAAGGAGAAAUGAAGAAAAAGAAAGGCAGCAAGAGGUAUGA
Molecule: messenger RNA, 1677 nt
Organism: Cladophialophora psammophila CBS 110553
Lineage: Eukaryota; Fungi; Ascomycota; Eurotiomycetes; Chaetothyriales; Herpotrichiellaceae
Exons: 1
Coding region: 1-1677 (558 amino acids)
Biological process (GO): transmembrane transport
Molecular function (GO): transmembrane transporter activity
Source: RefSeq, a predicted model, not a curated record